AUGUACUAUAGAAAACAUUUCAUCAAGAUUAAAUAUUGCAAAUAUAUUGGUUACAAUCAAAAAUUAUUCGAUUUUAUUAGCGAAAACAUUGAAAGUAUCAAAUAUGAUGAUCUUAUUGAUUCAAUUGUUGAUGCUGGUUUUGAUUUUGCAGAACAGUUAUUGAUUCAUUUCAAAAAUAAUAAUAAAAAUCCGAAUGAAAUCAUAUUCUCUCUUGUUAAUAAAAGUCCAGCAUUCAUCGACAUUAUUUCUUAUCUCAGUGAUAAAUAUAAAGAAAUCAGAGAUACAAUUGAUUCAAUUAAAGUUUUAUCAUCAAAUAAUAGUCAUUCUACAAUCUUAUCGGUUUUCAAGACUAUUCUAGACAAAAGUAAAGAAAAAGACAAUAAAAUUAAAGAAUUAGAAAGUGAACUUGACACACGUAAUAAAGAUAUUACAGCACUUAAUGAUGAAUUAACGAAAUUACGAAAUGAAAAUAUUAAACUUAAACAAGACAAUUCAAACCAAAACGAAGAAUUAAUUAGAUUAAGAACAGAUGAUUUAUCUCAAAAAGAUGAAAUAGAAAAAUUAAAAAGAGAAAAUGCAUCAAAAUCAGAAGAAAUUACAAGCCUAAGAUCAGAAAAUACAAAGAACAUAGAUUUUAUAGAAAAAAUUGGAGAAUUUUUACCAAAAAUAAAGAAAAUUAAGAAUAUACAUUUAACAGAAUUAUCAUUUAAUGAAGUUUAUAAUAUAAUGAAGGAGGCCUUAAAUGAAAGGGAUUUGACAACUAUACUUUAUUAUCAUAAAAUUCUUGAAUCAAUAGCCAAACCACAAAUGGGAAAUUUAAGCGUAUUUCUAUCCACAUCUAAAAGAGGAGAUAUUCAAUUAACAAAAGAUUUUAUCGAAUGUGGUGAGAAUAUAUAUAAAACAAGUGGUAGACAACAAACUUUAAUUCAUCUGUUUGCAGAUGAAGGAAACACUGAUGCUAUUAAAUAUUUAAUGAAAUAUAAUUUUGAUGUAAACCAGAAAGAUGUUGAUGGAAACACACCACUUCAUUUGGCAGUCAUGAAUAACCAUUAUUCCACAUGCAAAUUCUUAUGCAGUCAACCUAAGAUAAGUCUCAAUAUUAAAAAUAAUGUCAAUGAAUCGCCAUUAGAUAUUGCAACACGUAGGGGUUAUAAUCUUAUUGUAGAUCUUUUAAACAUUUAUUGA
Molecule: messenger RNA, 1185 nt
Organism: Trichomonas vaginalis G3
Lineage: Eukaryota; Parabasalia; Trichomonadida; Trichomonadidae
Product: EP4 subtype prostaglandin E2 receptor binding
Exons: 1
Coding region: 1-1185 (394 amino acids)
Molecular function (GO): protein binding
Source: RefSeq, a predicted model, not a curated record